AUGGCCCCAGUCUACACCCUGGCCGAAGGGUGCCCCCAGCCUAGCAACGCAACCAGUGUCCAGUUGCGGAAUGGCUCCGGCGGAGGGCUCGUCCUGCUUCAGGACACACAGCUGCUCGAGACCUUGGCACAUUUUGCUCGCGAGCGAAUUCCUGAACGUGUUGUUCACGCGAAAGCAGCAGGCGCAUACGGCGAACUCGAAGUUACAGAUGACUGCUCCGACCUUACCUCGGCCAACUUCCUCAGCGCCAUCGGCAAGAAGACCAAGUGUCUUCUUCGCAUCUCGACUGUCGGGCCUGAGCGAGGAUCCGCUGAUACAGUUCGCGAUGUGCACGGUUGGGCGAUGAAGCUCUACACCGACGAUGGCAAUCUUGAUUUUGUAUUCAACAACACGCCCGUCUUUUUCAUCAGGGAUCCUGUCAAGUUUCCGUCUCUGAACCGGUCUCACAAGCGACAUCCCAAGACCAAUAUGCCGGAUGCUGAUAUGUUCUGGGAUUUCCACGUCGGCAAUCCUGAAGGCAUCCACGAGCUCAUGCAUCUGUUUAGCGACCGCGGCACUCCAGCUUCCCUCCGUACUAUGAAUGCCUACAGCGGCCACACUUACAAGUUGACCAAGGAUGAUGGUUCUUUCAGCUACAUCAAGAUGCACAUCAAGAGCCAGCUUGGCGUCAAGAACCUCGAUCGAAAGACCGCUACGAAAAUCGCGGGUGAAAACCCCGACCAUCUCGUACACGACCUCUUCGAAGCGAUCGAGAAGAAAGAAUAUCCGAAAUGGGACGUGUUUGUGCAAGUCAUGAGUCCUGAGCAGGCCGAGAACUACAAGUGGAACAUCUUCGAUAUGACCAAGGUCUGGCCACACGGGGACUUUCCUCUUCGCAAGAUUGCACAGUUGACCUUGAACGAAAACCCGCGCAACUACUUUACCGAUAUUGAGCAAGCUGCCUUCUCGCCUUCGACCAUGGUUCCAGGAUGGGCGCCAUCUGCUGACCCAGUGCUGCAAGCCCGCAUGUUCUCGUACCCCGACGCCGCCCGUUAUCGACUCGGAACAAACUACCAAAUGCUCCCAACCAACGCUGCAAAGUCUCCAGUGUACUGCCCAUUCCAGCGAGACGGCUUCAUGAAUUUUGGAACCAACUACGGCGACGACCCGAACUACAUCGGUUCCAUGCUCAAGCCCACCACAUUCAGGACGACAGCCGCUGGAGGGACGAUUUCGCCCACCUUUACCAACCACGAGAAAUGGGUUGGAGAGGUCUCCAACUUCACCACCACAGUCGGGCCUGAAGACUUUGAGCAGGCAACUGGGCUCUGGAAAGUUCUGGGGAGGGAUAAGGGGCAUCAGGAGAGAUUCAUUGACAAUGUUGCCGACAACAUCGCAAACGUCAAGAAUGACAAGCUGCGGAGCAUGGCUUAUGGCAAGUCGAGGCCACACGGGCUAAUCAUUGUAUUCUCGCUAAUUGAUUUUACCUGCAGAUCUCUUUUCACGGGUCGACUCGGAUCUGGGUGCACGCAUCCGCGAGGCAGUUGA
Molecule: messenger RNA, 1527 nt
Organism: Fusarium keratoplasticum
Lineage: Eukaryota; Fungi; Ascomycota; Sordariomycetes; Hypocreales; Nectriaceae
Product: Catalase domain-containing protein
Exons: 10
Coding region: 1-1527 (508 amino acids)
Biological process (GO): response to hydrogen peroxide; hydrogen peroxide catabolic process
Cellular component (GO): peroxisome; mitochondrion; cytoplasm
Molecular function (GO): catalase activity; heme binding
Source: RefSeq, a predicted model, not a curated record